AUGUCUCAAACUGCAUCCAUAUACACAGAGAAAAGAAAUUCCCAGCUUUCAGCUGAAUCCCUUCAAACUGAUAUGCCUACAUUUGAGCGAGACCAAUUCAAAGUCCUUAUCUCUGCUCUAAGGCUUCAAAUAAAAGACAGAUCUCCAGAUCUCCUACAAAGGAUUGCAGUCACAGCAAAUUCUUUAAAGUUUUUCCAAGCUCUCAAUGAGCAGCAUUCUGAAGAAUUUGUGGUAUUAUGCUGCAAAUAUAUGACUUAUAUGUUUCAUAAAGCAGAUAGUUUUAUAUGUCAUCAAGGUGAUUCAACCCAUUGCAUUUAUGUUAUUUUGUAUGGAAGUGUUAAAGUUAUGACAGAUAAUAAUCAAGUUGGAGAACUUGUGGCUGGGGAUCAUUUUGGACCGACUGAAAAUUUUGCGGGAUUAAUACAUUUUUUAAGUUAUCAAUGCAAAACGGCAUGUCAUAUAGGAGUUAUAGAGACAAGCGAUUUCAAAUGGAUUUUAGAUAAAAUGCUAAGCGAAAAAGUUAAUUCUAUUAUUGAAGUGCUACAUAAAUUGCCAGUCCUCCAAAGCUUGACUAGGCACUAUAUCCAAAAACUAGGAAAUUAUUUUAAACCAAAAAGACUCCGAAGAGGACAAUUUUUAUAUAAAGAAAGCGAAAGGGCUGAAGAUAUUUUCUUCAUUCAAGACGGUGAAUUUAGAAUUUCAAAAAAAAUCAGCCUGCAAGUAAAAUCUGAUAGAGAUUUUCCUAGAAAAUCGAGCUUACUGUAUAAAAAUCACAAAUCAAAUACACAGCUUGCAAUUCUUGGAAAAGGUGAAAUCAUAGGCGAAGAAGACGCGCUUUCAGACAGCCAUAGAAGGUCUACUUCCUGUCAAUGCAUUUCUGAGGUAGGAAAUGUCUUGAUUAUUUCUAAAGAAAAUUUUACAAAAUAUGUUCUUGUAACUGAUGAAGGAAAAGAGCUAUUUAAAUCAUGAAAUUUAAGCAAACAAGGCUCAAGACAAGGAGUACUAGAAAAAGCUGUAAAGCUACAAAAAAUAAAUGUUGGCCUUAUACACAUAGCCAAUGACGAGUCUCCUGUUGAAAUUCCACAAAAUAUAGCCACAUCAAAUAAUUAUCACAGAAAAUCUUCAUCAUCAAAGUUCCCGUCAACACCAAAAUUGUCAUGUAUGACUCCUAUAUCAUCUUCUAACCAAGAACUUAUUGGCUUUAAUAAGCCAAAAACUCCUUCAAAUUAUCUAGGCUAUAAAACUCUCCGUUCAGAAAAAAUUCGAAUUAAACAAAAAUAUAAAGAAGGCCUGAGAAACAUCCACAUGCUAAAAUCAAAAUCAUCAAGCUCAUUGGCUUCUCCACUUUAUUUAAGCCCAAAACAAGAAAGAAUUGCAGUAAUUAAUAUUCAAAAUAUAGAAGACCAAAUAUGCAUUGAUGAAUGAGAAUACAAACUCAAGCGGGAAAUGUGGACAAGCCAACGGAAGCUUAAGCGGGUCACGAAAUCUGAUCACAAUAUGUUCAGAAUGAACCCCUUCUAUGUACAUUAA
This is a messenger RNA of Blepharisma stoltei, 1530 nucleotides long. The record is from the annotation of a GenBank genome assembly. NCBI's taxonomy places the organism in Eukaryota, Ciliophora, Heterotrichea, Heterotrichida, Blepharismidae.